UAUGCAGACAGCACGGAGUAGCGACAGAUCUACAAGCAGCAACCCUGGCUUGAACAGCGCUGGUGACAGCAAGUCCGGCACAUCCAAGAAAGGACCGUCGAGCUGCCCUCUGCUGUCCUCCUACUUCAUCGACAGCAUCUUGGGAAGCGGAAUCGGUAGUGGCAAGGGCGCGGAGAGUCCUGCAGGCGAAGGAGGGACGAGGGUCAGCGAAACGGGUCGGGAUACCGUGAACGAAAUCACUUCUGUUGAGACAAGGGGCCGCCGGUCAGAAGUGAAGCUGCUGUCCGCUCCACUGGACCCGCUGAAAGAACCCGGCUCGCAGGCAGCGAGUAUCAUACACGCGAUGGAGACACUUUACUCCAAUUAUAUCAAAUCCCAUCACAUCUGCGAUCCGGGAAACGUCCCAGCCCAGGAGCAUCUGCAGCACGCAGGUACCCGGGGCGAGCGAGAGGUAGAAACAGGUGUGAAGACAGAUGACAAGCCCGGUGAAAGACUGCCGGAGGACGCGAGGGGGGCGCGCCUGGAGCAGAAAGAAGCAGCGCCGGUACAGAACCACUUCACAAACUUCCAGUUAGAGGAUUUAGAGAGAGCGUUCAGGAAAUCUCACUACCCAGAUGUGUUCUCAAGGGAGGAAGUAGCAUUGCGUCUUGAUUUAACAGAAGCCCGUGUGCAGGUUUGGUUUCAGAACCGCAGAGCUAAGUGGCGGAAGUGUGAGAAGGCUGCCGUUCUCAGUAACGCUCCCAGCUUAGCCAUGGCGAGCCCCCUCAGUGUGUAUCUGGACCUUCCCCUGAACCAGCCCUCGUCUCUGGACCUCGCUUGGAGAUCCACCCGUAUCCCGGUACUCGAGCUCCCCCCCUCCCCCACGGCUCCAGUCUUUAACCCCACUGCUGUGGGAAACCUGGGCCUCGGAGCGCUGACCUGGGCCUCCUUCCUGAGACAUCCUCUCCUCAACCCACAUUUCAACAGAUUCUUCACAGCAGUAAGCCCUCUGAUUGGCACGCCCUCACUGCUCAUGAAAUCCCCCGGACAGUCCUUCCAGCCCGCUUCCCUUGUCAUGACGGACCCCAUGACCAAUGAAAGAAAAACCUCCAGCAUCGCAGAGCUGAGACUCCGAGCGAAGGAGCACUCUGCACACAUGCCACCGCAAGAUACCUAGCCGUCAGAGACUACUGUGUUGUGCCUGCAGAACCCUGACAAAUGCUACCCUGUCCAAGCAAUGGCAUGUGUGAAGCAGCAGCCCAGGGGAAGGCAGGUGGGUCCUGUUACUUGCAUCGACACCAUGUUUGAUUUCACUAUGACUCCUAACUCAUACACAGUGCGGUGUGUAUGCUGUGUGCUGCACACAAGGACUUCGCACACAAAGUUUCAAGAAUGCACAUGCAGUACUUUUCAAGAGAUGGUUUGGCAGAGGACUUUCCCUGGUGCUCGGAUUUGUUAUGCAUAGGGCUCCACCUUUGUAGCCCUGUAUUGAGGAGUUUUAGUUAAGAGCCCAUGUCCUUUGUGUUCCAGCUCUUUAGGAGAAUAAUAACCAGCUCUUAUCCUCUACCUCCUCCCUAGUUUCAUCCCAAUGCAUCUUUUAUUAAAGUGGAACCAAAACCUACAGGGCUGGUCCAGGAAAAACAGGGUAAACUGAUUUACUGAACUGUGACAUUUACUAUUAAGUGCAUC
Molecule: messenger RNA, 1668 nt
Organism: Polyodon spathula (Mississippi paddlefish)
Lineage: Eukaryota; Metazoa; Chordata; Actinopteri; Acipenseriformes; Polyodontidae
Product: homeobox protein ARX-like
Exons: 6
Coding region: 2-1156 (384 amino acids)
Biological process (GO): regulation of transcription by RNA polymerase II
Molecular function (GO): RNA polymerase II transcription regulatory region sequence-specific DNA binding; DNA-binding transcription factor activity, RNA polymerase II-specific
Source: RefSeq, a predicted model, not a curated record